ACUGCUUUUAAACGCAUUACAGCACACGAGGUAUAGAGAAUCAUCGUACCCUUGAGUGUAACACUUCAUUAUGAACAACCAAUAGUGACCAAUAGGUAGUCAACGGAAGAAGUGCUUUAAAAACAAAUUUAUUUUGGCUCCAUCAAUUGAAAAUUUUCGAGUGUCAAAGUAAACGAAAAUGAAUAUUUUAAAAUUAAACGACGAUUGUUUAUUUCAUCUGUGCCGGUAUCUCGACGCUGAGGAAAUCGUAGCUGUUAGCCAAACGUGUACAAGGCUGGAAAAUGUGGCGAAAAGGCUUUUCCGUCACAAGAAAUCGUAUAUGUGUUACAUUGGCACACCCGAAGACAUAGUCGCUGCGGUCAGAACACUACGUAAAAUCGGAACAAAUUUAAGACAAAUUGACCUUAAAGUCGACUUAAAAUAUGGAGCCAGCUCACUAACGAAAUUCUUUCGAUUGUUAACGGAAACAGUCGGACCAAAUUUAAUUGAAUUUUCAAUUCUUGGUGAGAUAUGCUGGAUGCCGUUGACAAUUCUGACACCAGUAUUGAGGCGGUUGGAGGUGUUGACGUUACAAAAUUCGUGCUGGAAUGCAAACUGCGCCGUGAUGAUCGAUUUGCCGUUGUUAUGUCUGAAUCUGCGAGAGCUGAUUGUUUUCGGCAAUAUUAUCUUUGCACCGAGGUCCCAGAAAUUUUUUCGGCGGUUAGAGAUUUUGGAUGUAACUUAUUCUUCAAUAUACAUACCAAAUAGUGUUUUCACACAGAAUCAACAACUGGCGAUACUCAAUUUGCGAAGAUGUAUGACUACCCAUAGCAUCGACUUACGAUAUUUUGAUACAUGGUUAAUAAAUCUGGUCAAGUUAAAUUUAGACAUUGGACUAAUUGAAGAUCCAAUCGAAAACCUGCCACUUCUCUCGAAUUUCCAAAGCCUUAAUUCACUCGAACUGUUUUCAAUUCCUGCUGCAGUGUUCAACGACAUUAUAAAGAUUUUAGAAACAUUAGUUCGAUUACAUGAAAUCGUACUGCAAUGCCAUUUGCCUAGAAUAGAUGCACAAUUUUUAUCUGUCCAAGAAUCCCUAGCCGGCAUGGCUAGUAAACUGACGCAGCUCCGAUCAUUUAUAACUGUUAGUAUUGAUUGGACCGCAGAGAGUGUUUCAAAUUUUGUGCAUCGCGCAAGAAAUUUAACUUAUUUGGAUUUUUGGUCUGGAGGCGUUGAUAACUACAAACUUACACCGGAAUUCAUCAGGUCUCUGGCAAAAAUUCGAAGAUCAAUGGUCGGUAUAAUGCAUCCGCUGCAUUUGAAACUUCGUAUAAAAGAUAAGGAUUUCAAACAGGUCUUCAACGAGCCAGAUGUAGCCAGCAUGAUUAUAUUAACAAAGUAGCACGUUAGUAUCUGAGGCAACAGUAAUCGAAUUUUUCAAUUUCAUUUUGUAAAUAAAUUCUAUUUUCAAUCCA
Messenger RNA from Bradysia coprophila, 1451 nucleotides. Its product is annotated as daughter of sevenless. The record is from RefSeq and is a predicted model, not a curated record. Gene Ontology annotation, biological process: signal transduction. Lineage: Eukaryota; Metazoa; Arthropoda; Insecta; Diptera; Sciaridae. Gene Ontology annotation, molecular function: signaling adaptor activity. Gene Ontology annotation, cellular component: cytoplasm.